This is a messenger RNA of Rotaria sordida, 1008 nucleotides long. The record is from the annotation of a GenBank genome assembly. Lineage: Eukaryota; Metazoa; Rotifera; Eurotatoria; Philodinida; Philodinidae.
AUGAAUGAACGACACACCUUUGCAAGUGCAUAUCCACAAUCAUUAUCACAUAUCAUUAUUAAACGCUCUACUCCAGUUGUGCCAGUUAUUCUUGGUCCUCAAAUACCUCGUCGUGAGCGAGAAGAAACAUACGAACGUUAUUGUCGUGCAUUGCUAACUUUAUUUGUGCCAUGGAGGAAUGGCCAUCAUAUCGUAGAUGAUUCGAAUACAUUUGUAAUAGCUCAUUCUCAUCAUGCAAGAAUGAUUAAGGAAUGGAAACGUGACAUUGAAAUCAGAAGAGACCAAGCAAGAAGCUAUUUAAUUUCAGGUGAAGACACUUUGGAAGUACGAGAUGAUGAUGUACAAGUUGAAGUCGUAACUUCUGAAAUACCUACAAGUCCAUUUAAAGCACAAAUUGCCGUUGUACCACCUGUAACUGCAUCUACAGCAGUUUCAUUCCCAACCAAAUCAGAUGUUAUCAAGAAAUUUACACUAAAUGGUCAGCAGAAGUUUGCUUUUAUGAUUGGUACUAGUCACUUAGAUGGUGAUAACCAAUUUCACACUGGUAUUUAUUGUUUUGAUUUUUUAUUUAUCAAAUAUCAUUAACCAUAAUGAUUUCAGGCACUAUUGACAACCAGUUACUAAUGUGUAUACCUGGUUGUGGUGGUACUGGAAAAUCACAAUUGAUUCGUGCAAUCACGAAUUAUUUCCAAAUGACAAAGAGAGGCAAAAUGCUGCGCAAACUAGCACCCACAUCUAUAGCAGCGGCAGAAAUUGAUGGAUUAACAAUCCAUUCAUUUUUAGGCGAAGCGCGCAAAAAUUCUAAAAAGAGACAAACAAGAACAUUUAGACCUGACGACAUAAAGUUGGAAACGACUGGCGUCAUGUGAAGUACUUAAUCAUCGAUGAGAUGAGCAUGGUAGGACUUAGUCUCUUAGCUCGACUCAAUCGAAUAGUGAAAACAGCGAAACACAUCAAUACAGAUGCUCCUUUUGGUGGGAUAAAUGUGAUUUUUUUUGGCGACUACCU